Molecule: messenger RNA, 1080 nt
Organism: Wickerhamiella sorbophila
Lineage: Eukaryota; Fungi; Ascomycota; Dipodascomycetes; Dipodascales; Trichomonascaceae
Product: Alcohol dehydrogenase 1
Exons: 1
Coding region: 1-1080 (359 amino acids)
Molecular function (GO): oxidoreductase activity; zinc ion binding
Source: RefSeq, a predicted model, not a curated record
AUGCUCAGAACAGUGGCUAAACAAGGACUGCUGAGAGCGGGGAUCGCUUCGGCAUUGCGCUUCCACAGCUACAAGGCAGCUGUUUUCGGAGACAAAGGGCGGAUGGAUAUUGUGGAAAAACAGUCCCGGCCGUUGAAGCAGGGCGAAGCACGACUCAAGAUGGAGUGCUGCGGCGUCUGCCACACGGACUUGCACAUCCGGGAGGGCGAGUUCGGUGAAGUCAAAGGCACGGUUGGUGGCCAUGAAGGUAUCGGUAUUGUUGAGGAAGUUGCCCCCGAUGUGACUUCAUUAGCCCCCGGAGACAGGGCCUCAGUGGCCUGGCUUGCCUCUGCAUGCGGACAUUGCGAAUAUUGCUUGUCUGGCAAUGAGAACGUCUGUCCUGAUAUCAAGAUGUCCGGCUACACUACUGACGGCGGUAUGGCCGAAGAGUGCUACGUCAAGGCCAAUUAUGCGGUUAAAGUGCCUGAUGGUCUCGAUUCGGGCCUAGCGUCUUCGAUUAGCUGUGCCGGAGUCACUAGCUACAAGGCAAUCAAAGUAUCAAAUAUCAAACCGGGCCAAUGGCUUGCAAUCUACGGUAUGGGUGGACUGGGCAAUCUUGCUCUACAGUACGCCAAGAACGCCUUUGGAGCCAAGGUUAUAGCUGUGGAUGUAUUGCAGAAACAGCUCGACUUUGCCAAAAGCUGCGGUGCCGACGUCGUGAUCAAUUCGAAGGAGGAGGAUGCGGUUGCCAAAAUCAAAGAGGUCACUAACGGGCUGGGUGCUAAUGCCGCGGUCGUGCCGGCCACUUCGCUGAUUGCAUUCGAAAAUGCCGUCAACUGCGUCCGUCCGUUGGGUCGAGCCGUGUUGGUUGGGGUGAUCCAGGACAAGUUGCCGCUCAACAUCCCAUACGUCGUUUUGAGCGGUAUUGAGGUUGUAGGGUCUGUUGUUGGAACUCGACUAGACCUAGCAGAGGCCUUCGAGCUGGCCCGCAGCGGCGUUGUCCGGCCCAAGGUUGCCCCUCGCAAGCUCGAGGAAGUCAACACUAUUAUGGACGAGCUCCGUGAUGGCAAAGUCACUGGUCGCAUGGCGAUUUAUUUUUAG